GCCCUCGGCCAGCCGCCCCCAACGGCCGGCCGCGCGCGGCGCCGGGGCCCCUUGGCUCCUCCCCUCGGGCCCCUCCGCGCGCCCGGCGUGCCUUCCUCGCCGCCGCCGGCCCUGCUGCACCUCGCGGGCGCGCCGGGGGGCCGGCCCGCCAUGCCCCAGCCCCACAGGCCUAGGCGCGGCGGCCCGAGAUAGGGUCCCCUGAGCUCCCGGGGGAGGAGAGGGAGCGAGCCGCGCGCUCCGCCCCCUGCCCCCGGGGUGUCGCCGCCGCCGCCACCGCCGCCGCCACCUCGCCCGCUCAGCCUGGCGGGGAGGAGGAGCAGCAGGCCUCCGGGCCCGCAGGACAUUUCUGAUUCAUUUGCAUCCUUGAAGAGCAUCUGUAGAAGAGGAAGGAAAAGAUGGGUGUGAAAACAUUUACUCAUAGUUCCUCUUCCCACAGCCAGGAAAUGCUUGGAAAGCUAAAUAUGCUGCGAAAUGAUGGACACUUUUGUGAUGUCACUAUUCGUGUCCAGGACAAAAUCUUCCGGGCACAUAAGGUGGUACUAGCAGCUUGCAGUGAUUUCUUUCGCACCAAACUGGUGGGCCAAGCAGAGGAUGAGAACAAGAAUGUGUUGGAUCUGCAUCAUGUCACAGUGACUGGCUUUAUACCCCUUUUAGAAUAUGCUUAUACAGCCACUCUGUCAAUUAACACAGAAAAUAUUAUUGAUGUUUUAGCCGCAGCCAGCUAUAUGCAAAUGUUUAGUGUUGCUAGUACCUGUUCUGAGUUCAUGAAAUCAAGCAUUUUAUGGAAUACACCCAAUAGCCAACCAGAAAAGGGUCUAGAUGCUGGACAAGAAAACAAUUCUAACUGCAAUUUCACUUCUCGAGACGGAAGCAUUUCUCCAGUGUCUUCAGAGUGCAGUGUGGUAGAAAGAGCCAUUCCUGUCUGCCGAGAAUCCCGGAGAAAGCGCAAAAGCUAUAUUGUUAUGUCUCCUGAAAGUCCUGUAAAGUGUAGCACACAAACAAGUUCACCACAGGUACUGAAUUCUACAGCUUCCUACUCAGAAAACAGAAACCAACCAGUUGACUCUUCUUUAGCUUUUCCCUGGACUUUUCCUUUUGGAAUUGAUCGAAGGAUUCAGCCUGAGAAAGUUAAACAGGCAGAAAACACCCGAACUUUAGAAUUACCUGGCCCAUCCGAGGCAGGUAGAAGAAUGACUGAUUAUGUGACUUGUGAGAGCACAAAAGCCACCUUGCCUUUGGGUACUGAAGAAGAUGUCCAGGUCAAAGUAGAGAGGUUAAGUGACGAGGAGGUUCACGAGGAAGUAUCCCAGCCUGUCAGUGCAUCUCAGAGCUCACUGAGCGAUCAGCAGACAGUGCCAGGAAGUGAGCAAGUCCAAGAGGACCUUCUGAUUAGUCCACAGUCUUCCUCUAUAGGCUCUGUAGAUGAAGGUGUUACUGAAGGAUUACCAACACUUCAGAGCACUUCUAGCACGAAUGCCCACGUGGAUGACGACGAUCGCAGUACAGAACGACCAAGUCCAAAUGGUCCAGACAGACCUUUUCAGUGUCCAACCUGUGGGGUGCGAUUCACCCGUAUUCAGAACCUAAAACAGCACAUGCUCAUCCACUCAGGAAUUAAACCAUUUCAGUGUGACCGCUGUGGGAAAAAGUUCACCAGGGCUUACUCGCUAAAGAUGCAUCGCCUAAAGCAUGAAGGUAAACGCUGUUUCCGGUGCCAGAUAUGUAGUGCCACUUUCACUUCCUUCGGGGAAUAUAAACACCACAUGAGGGUUUCCCGGCACAUUAUCCGCAAGCCUCGGAUUUACGAGUGCAAAACAUGUGGCGCCAUGUUCACCAACUCUGGAAAUUUAAUCGUGCACCUGAGGAGUCUGAACCAUGAAGCAUCAGAGCUAGCAAACUACUUCCAGAGCAGUGAUUUCCUAGUACCGGACUACUUAAACCAGGAGCAAGAAGAAACCCUUGUUCAGUAUGAUCUUGGAGACCACGGUUUUGAAAGCAACUCCUCUGUUCAAAUGCCUGUAAUUUCACAGGUCUCCUCCACCCAGAACUGCGAAAGCACUUUCCCCUUGGGGUCUCUCGAUGGGCUGGCAGAAAAGGAGGAAGAGGUGCCAGAGCAGCCAAAGACCAGUACUUGUUCUGAGGCAACCAGAGAUGACCCCCCAAAAUCAGAGCUGUCUUCUAUAACUAUUGAAUAAUUUUGUGACUUGGCUUCAUUUUUUUUGGUUUUUGGAAAGUGCCUGUGCUUGGUCUUGUACAUUUAAUUUAAUUUUUUCAACAAAAAUAGAAUUUGGGAAGAAUUUCCCUUUUUACUUUGUAAGCCCUACAACUGAUAUUUUUCAUAACUGAGAUUGUUUCUGUAAGUACACUAUAACAUAAUGUUGGAAUACAGUAGAAACUAUGAUACUUCAGAAAAGCGGUUGACUUUACAAAAUAUACCACUGUCUUCUUCCAUUGUUAGAAGUAGGGUAAUGGUAGACCAUUAGGUACAGGAAAAAUGAGAUGAUCAUUAACCUUCCGAGAUGAAAGGGCAUAUGAGAAACAAAUUACUAAACUGACAAAUGGCCUGAGUAGAUGUUUACUCCUACACACAGGAUGCUGCACAAUAUUUUGUAAAGCCUGAUGAUUUCGAAGUAUUUAUGGUAAGCUGUCUUUAAAAUUAUUAGGAUAAAUACUUCUGAAAUCCAGCAUACUCUUUUGUUAAAUCUUUGUCAGUUCUGUUGUAUUUUUUAUGAUGAAAGGUUGGUAAUAGGAUAGAGAAGGCAUUCGUUACACUCUUACUGUGUCACUCAAAUGGCAGAGAAUCGUGCCUGCAUGUAGUCAAGCUGUGGAUGAAAUGGCCAGGACUGGAGGGUGAAGUAGGUAAAGCCCAGCUUCACAGGAACUGUUCUAUUCCUGCUUUGCUGACUAAAACUAAUACUCUUCUGGUGUUUGAAUGUUAUUGCCUGACUAAAUGGAUCACCAUCCAAAUCAGUUUUCCCCUUGCCCCAUCAUCAAUACUUUCCCUUACUAUACUGACUGCUACCAUAUAAAGUAAAAAUAUUGGAGAUAUUCUAUAUUUUAUAUAUAGGCUUAUGUAUUGGCAGGGAUGUUUUUAAUGUGUUUUUUGAACAAGAUGAUUCUCUGUUGAGCUACAUUCUUAACUAAGAUUGUUUACAAAAUCCCAUAUGACCGUGACAUAUUGUCCUUGUUCCAAAAUAUUUUUAGACAUUGCCAAGUUUGUUAAAAGCAGUUAUUAUAGUUUUUACAGAAUGUAAGCAAUAAUGUAAAAGAUAAGAAAAAGCUAUAAAAUGAAUAUCUAUGACUCAUCAUUCUGGGAAAGAAGAAAAUUAUUUAUACUAACAACUAAAAACUAAAUUAAUGGGUAUCGAUUUUUUUUUUUUUUGCUGGCAAAAAAGGAAACUUCCUGAUUUUCUAGCUAAAGUUUACCAGAUGCUCUGGAUUGAAGCAUAUUUUUCAUCGGAUGCUAUUAAAGCAUCUCUGCCCCAAUCCUAAAUAUGAGUGAGUUCGUGAGUAGAUAUUUGAAUCACGUUUGUUCUGUAUAUGUACCCAAAGCUUAAUAAUCAAGAAAGCAAAGCAUUAGAUUAGGUUAGGGAAGAGAAACAAAAUGCUGUUCUUUAUAGUGACUUUCUUCAUUUUUUUCUUUUCAUUGAUUAUGUAAUUUAGGCUUUU
Molecule: messenger RNA, 3669 nt
Organism: Ochotona curzoniae (black-lipped pika)
Lineage: Eukaryota; Metazoa; Chordata; Mammalia; Lagomorpha; Ochotonidae
Gene: ZBTB44
Product: zinc finger and BTB domain containing 44
Exons: 6
Coding region: 396-2195 (599 amino acids)
Molecular function (GO): protein binding
Source: RefSeq, a predicted model, not a curated record